Molecule: messenger RNA, 1191 nt
Organism: Lolium rigidum
Lineage: Eukaryota; Viridiplantae; Streptophyta; Magnoliopsida; Poales; Poaceae
Exons: 6
Coding region: 1-1191 (396 amino acids)
Source: RefSeq, a predicted model, not a curated record
AUGGAGUAUGAGAGGAUACACAAAGUUCAGAUGGGGGUCAUGUCUCCGACCAAGCUGAGGAUGAAGCUGCUAGGAAUGGGAUCCCAUGGCAGCAAGGACGAGGUGGCGAGCAAGUCGCCGUCGAGGCCCGACGCCGGUGCCAACGGGGCCGAAGACGGCGAUGACCACCCCAAGAGCAGCCUCCUACCGCAGGAGCUCGACGAAGGCUCUUCGGAGUGCCCCCCCAAGGACCGCUCGGACUCUUCCCGGUCGCGCUCCGACUCGAGCCGCGGCAGGGCCGCUGUAAGCAACGGCAAUGGCGGCAGCUUCGAGUUCCAGAUGGAGGAGAGGGCCGGGCUGGGGCCCUUCUUCUUCAGGCAGGUGCCGUCCAAGUGGAACGAUGCGGAGAAGUGGAUCGCGGGGCGGCACGUCGUGCACUCCAACCCCAUCUUCUCCAAGAAGUCCAGGACGAGCGCCCUAACCGAGCUCUCGCAUUCGCAAUCUGCGCCCAGGCUGCCUCGUCGCACUAAACUCUGCGGUGCAUCGCAGGGGGCUGCGGCGUCGUCGUCGGUGUCGAUGAGGGACAUCGGCACGGAAAUGACGCCGGCCGCCAGCCAGGAGCAGUCGAGGAGCGGCACCCCGGCCGGCGCCGCCACGCCGUCCCUCAGCCCGCUCUGCUCGGUGCCGGCGUCGCCGUCCGCGUCGGAGAGGGAGCUGCAGGUCAGGACGCGCCGGGAGAUCGCCGCGCUCGGGCUGCAGCUGGGCAAGAUGAGCAUCGCGUCGUGGGCCAGCAAGGACGACCGCAUCCUGAGAUCACCGGAGAAGAGCGCCGGCGCCGGCGAUGGAGACGAUGAUGCCAAGAAGGAGGAGUUCGAGGCUCGAGCCGCAGCGUGGGCAGAAUCCCAGAAAUGCAAACUCGCAUCGAGAUAUCAGAGGAAGGAGGCGAAGAUACAGGAAUGGGAGAACUGCCAGAAAUCCAAAUUUGAAGCCAAGAUGAGGAAUGCAGAGGUGCAGGCCGAUCAAAAGAAGGCGCGGGCGAAGAACAGCCUGACAAAGAGGCUGUCCAGCUUAGGCCACAAGGUGGAGGGCAAGCAGGCGAGGGUGGAGGCCAGGCGGAACCGGCGGGCGGUCCGGCUGGCGCGGCAGGUGGAGCGCAUCCGGAAGACCGGCCGCGUGCCGUCCCGGUUCCGGUGUUGCAGCUGGUUCCUCUGA